This is a messenger RNA of Impatiens glandulifera, 904 nucleotides long. RefSeq lists its product as uncharacterized. Lineage: Eukaryota; Viridiplantae; Streptophyta; Magnoliopsida; Ericales; Balsaminaceae. The record is from RefSeq and is a predicted model, not a curated record. The transcript has 2 exons. Bases 16 to 645 code for a protein of 209 amino acids.
UCCUCUUGAGUCUUCAUGGCAGCCACCAUCUUUCUCUGUUGUCUACGUAUCGUAGUCAUUCUUUCCGAUUUAUCUGAUUCUCCUGAGCUAAGGAAAAAAAGAAUGAAGCUCACCCAUUUUAAGGACCCCAUUUCUCUGAUACUACUACCACUACUUCUCUUUUCCUUAUUCCUCUCCAUGCCACAGCUCUCCACCUGCUCUGGAGAUCUCAGAGGAUCUGUUUCUUGCCUUGAUUGCCUUUCUAAUCAUGAUCUCUCUGGCAUUAAGGUUGUGGUGAAGUGCAGCGGAGUGAAGGAGUUGGCCACUGCAACCACGAAAGAAGAUGGUUCCUUCAUUAUCACUCACCUUCCCUCUUCCGACAACUGCCUGGCCAAAAUCGUGGGUGGCCCAACUACUCUUUAUGUGUCUAGGAAAGAUGCCUUCUCCAAGACUGUGCUGCAUAAUCAUCCUGAUUCUGAUCAACAUGAUCACUACUUCAGUACUCUUUCUACCCCUCUAAAGUUUUACACUUCUGACGAGUUCAUGUCCUCAAAAACAUACGAUCUACCGUUUCCACCUGAAUGGGGAUUCCCGCCUUCCCACUAUUACACUACCCCUGUUCCUGCCGAUAGUACUCCUGUCAUGCCUAUCAUAGGCAUUCCAUAAUUCAUGGGAAAUAAUAUGAUAGGAUGAUGCUAUGUAUAAGUAUCUGAUAAUGCUGUUCUUUAAUUAGUAUAUUUAGUGUGUCGGCCUAUAAUUAUAAUUAUGGUUGUUUGUAUUUUUAGCUAAUUAAACUAUCUAUAUAUGGUUUUGCAUUAUCAAUUUUCUACUUAGUAGUAGGUAGUGAAAUAUUAUUAUGUUAUAUGAGGCCUAUCUAUAUUUGUUACUGUAUUUGUACUACUGCAAUAUAUAUUAUAUGUUUUGU